AUGCCGGCUUCUAGAACGCCUUGUUCAAUCGCCGUCGAGGACACUUUCGGCCCAAUAGUGGCUGGCCCCUGCCUUGGGGGCUUUGACUUCACGCUCCUCUUCGAGGAGGCUAUCUUGACCAUCCUCCCGCUGGGGAUUGCUAGUAUAUGGGCUCUGCUUCGAAUUCGGGUUCUACGCCACCAGACAUCAAAGGUUCGGUCAUUAUGGCUUCUCCCACUAAAAAUGAUUUUAUUUGCUACAUACGUCUUUAUCCAAGCUGUGGUAUUGGCAGUGACGACUAUAGAUGGGAUUCCAACGACUCGCCUCACCCUUUGGUGCCAUGCGUCAACAAUAGUCGUCUAUGGAAUUUUGUUGUCCGUAUCAUAUCUAGAGCAUACGCGCUCAGUGCGUCCAUCGACACUGCUGUCUGUUUAUCUCGGAACAUCAAUCCUACUUGACGCUGCGCGUGUCCGCACACUGUUCUUUAUCUCAGGAAAUGAAGUCGUUGCACGCCUCUUCCUCGCCGGGUUUUCUGUCAAGAUUCUGAUCUUUGUUCUGGAAGUCUCUGAGAAACGUCGCUUUCUCAGGUCUAAGUGGCAGGAUGCAUCCCCGGAAGAAACAAGUGGAGCCAUCAACAGGGCUCUCUUUAUUUGGUUGAAUCAUUUAUUUCUCCAGGGCUUCCGAACACUACUGACAGUGGAUGUGCUUACCCCACUUGAUAGUGACCUACUUGAAGCAUCUAAGCCAUCGGCACUUGUCAAACGCUGGGAAGAAGUCGACAAAUCAAGCGACAACGCUCUUCUGUGGACAUUUUUGGCCCAUUACAAAUGGAGCCUUGGGGCUGGUAUUAUUCCACGACUUGCUUACAGUGGCUUUAGCUUCUCACAGCCGUUUCUUGUUCAGCGAGUUCUCGACUUUACUGCAGAAACUAGAGGUCCUAAUUCGCAGAAUAUCGCCUAUGCCCUCGUUGCGGCCUAUGCAAUCGUAUAUAUUGGGAUCUCUUUGUCGUUUUCAGUCUACCAGCACAAGACAUACCGACUUCUCACUCUGUUCCGUGGGAGUAUUAUUGCUCUCGUAUUUGACAAGACUCUUCGCGUCAACUCGUCAGCCGCCGAAAAUGCAGAGGCGAUCACAUUAAUGAGUGCAGACAUUGAUCGCAUUGGAUCCAGCAUGACUCUGGUCCAUGAAGUUUAUGCAUCCUUUAUUGACGGCGCCCUUGCAAUCUUCCUAUUAUACAAGCUUCUUGGGGUGGCUGUAGUCCCCCCACUCGUGUGGAUAAUUGUUUGUUUAUUGAUAGGACUUCCCCUUGCAAAGGCAGCUGGCAAUGCUCAAAUCCCAUGGCUAGAAGCGAUAGAAGAUCGCCUGGCAGCGACUGCGAAAGUGCUUGGCGCGAUGAAGGCUAUAAAAUUGACGGGAUUGACGGACAUCGUAUCAUCUCGAGUCGGAAACCUUAGAUUGGCUGAGAUUCACGCAUCUCUCCGGCAUCGUGUCUUGGUCAUUUUUUCAGCAGUCGUAUCUUUUGCAUCUACCGCUUUGGCUCCAGUGUUGGGUUUUGCCACAUACAUCCUCCUUGACAAAACGAAUGACUCAUUGGGAUUGACAGAAGGAAUCGCGUUUGCCGCACUGAGCGCCUUCGAAUUGCUGGAUGGGCCAAUGGUAGUCGUUAUUGAUGGCUUUGAGCACAUCCAAACUGUUAUCAACUCAUUCCGUCGUGUUCAAGAAUACCUACUAACAGAAGAACGAGCUGAUUACAGGACUUCCCUGGAAGACGUACGGCCAUCUUCGAGAUCAAGGAUUUCACGCUAUCAAAGAUAUGAUGAGAAUAUAACCGCUGAGGGUUCCCCAAGAUCUAAUUUGGUAGGCCUAGAAUUGGAGGUCAUUGUUGAAGAUGCAUCGGCUAGCUACAUUGCAGAAGAUGACCCUGUUUUGCAGAACUUGUCAUUUGAAAUCCCCCGAGGCCAGAUCACCAUGAUAUUUGGUCCCGUCGGUUCUGGAAAGUCGACAUUGCUCAAGCUGCUGCUUGGAGAAAUGCCAUAUGCCACGGGCUCAGUUGCAACCGGGUUUACCAGAGCAGCGUACUGCCCUCAAUCGCCAUGGUCUACCUGGGGCACCGUCCGAAGCAAUAUAGUGGGCAUGUCGGUGUGGGAUGAAAAGUGGUAUAACACUGUUGUGUCUGCCUGCGCACUCUUGGAAGAUUUUUCGGAGCUGGCAAAUGGAGACCAAACUGCAACCGGUGCACAAGGGUCCGGGCUUAGUGGUGGACAGAAAAUGCGAUUGUCUUUUGCUCGUGCGCUUUAUUCAAAAAAUCCUGUUAUGAUACUGGACGAUGUGCUUACAGGACUGGAUCGCGCCACUGAGAGGCAUAUUACAGACGCCGUGUUUGGACCAAAUGGCCUUCUGGAGAAAUUAAACUCGACAGUUAUUCUAGCCACAAAUUCAGCACACCAUUUGAGCUUUGCCAACCACUUCAUAUUCCUCGAUGACGGCGAAAUUGUUCGAAAGGGCCCUGUUGAUACCUUGUCAGUGGAUGGUGGAGUUGUCCUCGAAAAAGUUAUGAGCCAACCUGCUGCAACAACGCCUCGUCCAGAGCCAGAAAUUCCAGAUGAGGCUCAAGAUGCCCUGAAGGAACUCGAGCUUCUCAGAGCAGGUCAUGACACCGGAGAUAUUCAGAUUUAUACGUAUUACGCAGACAUCGCAGGAUGGUGGACUAUUGCAGCCUAUCUCUUGGGCUGUGUCACGUUCGUAUUCGGCAUGACCUUCCCUUCUGUCUGGUUGCAAUGGUGGGUUAACGCCAACGCGGACCACCCGAACGAACGUGUUGGGUAUUGGCUUGGUGUGUUUGGCGCCCUCGCGGUUGUUACAAUUCUUGGUUGCGCUCUAGCGGAUACGAUGUUUAACAUGGUAGUACUGCCAAAGACGGGAAUAAGGUUCCAUGAGCUCUUGUUGAGUACAACUAUGCAGGCCCGAACAUCUUUUCUCACAUCAACCGAUGCCGGAACCACGCUAAAUAGGUUUAGUCAAGACCUAGAAUUGAUCGAUAGCGAUCUUCCCCAAUCCAUUGAUGAAACCGUUUCUCAAUUUUUAUCGGUUAUCGUUUCUGCAGUCUUCGUAUUUAUUGGUUCAGGUUACGUUAUAGCAGUUCUCCCGCUCUGCAUCGUAGCGCUCGGUUUGAUACAGGUUUAUUAUCUACGAACUUCGAGGCAACUACGGCUGCUAGAUAUUGAGGAAAAAGCACCUCUUUUCUCCCAGUUCUUAGAAACCGUGAACGGCGUGGCUUGCAUUCGGGCGUACGGGUGGUCUGAGGAAUAUACGGAGCAGAACUACAAAAAUCUAAACAGAUCGCAGAAGCCAUACUAUCUGUUGUGGUGCAUCCAAAGAUGGCUGACUCUGGUUUUGGACCUUUUAAAUGCGGGCGUUGCCACCCUAGUUGUUGCACUGGCCACCAAUCUUGAGGGUGGGUCGACUGGAUUCCUGGGGGUUGCGCUCUUCAAUAUCGUGAUCUUCAGCUCGACACUUCAGGGUCUGGUAACCGCGUGGACUCAGGUUGAGACAGCGCUUGGGGCAAUAAACAGAAUCCGGUCGUUUAUUUUGAAUGUCGAGAAUGAGAACCAAGAAGACGAGGUGGGCACCGUGCCGGAAGACUGGCCAGAACGAGGUGGCAUUGUGUUCAAGGAUAUUUCGGCCUCGUACGAGGUCUCGCUUGGACCAGUUUUGAAAGAAAUCAGCUUCUCAAUUCAACCUGGUGAGAAGAUAGCUAUAUGUGGGCGAACAGGAAGCGGCAAGUCGUCUCUCAUCUCUACUAUACUUCGUAUGUUGGAGAUUGACUCUGGUUCCAUUACCAUUGACGAUGUCGACAUCAGCAAGAUUCCGCGACAAGAAGUGCGAAGCCGGUUGAAUACAAUAUCGCAGGAAACUUUCUUCCUACACGCUAGCGUGCGCGAAAAUAUCGACCCCCUUGAAACUGCUAGCGAUGAACGUAUUAUUGAGGUGCUUCGCGCCGUAAGUAUGUGGGACUACUUUGAGUCACGCGAUGGACUUGAUGGCGAUGUGGAAGAGGAGAAAUUGUCCCAUGGACAACGACAGCUAUUUUGUCUCGCUCGUGCUAUUAUCAAGCCAGGGCAGAUCCUUAUUAUCGACGAGGCAACAAGCAGCAUGGAUUCCGAAACAGACGAACUCAUACAACGGGCACUACGUAACGAGUUUGAGGGUCGCACUAUAAUUGCUAUUGCACACAAGUUGCAUACCGUGCUUGACUUCGAUCGGAUCAUGUUGCUUGAGAAAGGUCGGAUUGUUGAAACUGGAAACCCACAGGAGCUUCUCGAAACAGCGACAUCAGCUUUCCGCGCCCUUUACGAGAGUCUUGGUGAAGAUGUGCAAUAGACCAAAGCAUAAGUAGGGUCAAUAGAAUUACAUGCCUCUUUGCACCC
This is a messenger RNA of Pseudogymnoascus verrucosus, 4406 nucleotides long. RefSeq lists its product as uncharacterized. Gene Ontology annotation, cellular component: membrane. The coding region runs from base 1 to 4359 and encodes 1452 amino acids. Gene Ontology annotation, molecular function: ABC-type transporter activity; ATP hydrolysis activity; ATP binding. The record is from RefSeq and is a predicted model, not a curated record. NCBI's taxonomy places the organism in Eukaryota, Fungi, Ascomycota, Leotiomycetes, Thelebolales, Thelebolaceae. The transcript is spliced from 14 exons. Gene Ontology annotation, biological process: transmembrane transport.